This is a messenger RNA of Cyprinodon variegatus (sheepshead minnow), 3050 nucleotides long. RefSeq names its product TRPM8 channel-associated factor homolog. Bases 94 to 2838 code for a protein of 914 amino acids. Lineage: Eukaryota; Metazoa; Chordata; Actinopteri; Cyprinodontiformes; Cyprinodontidae. The record is from RefSeq and is a predicted model, not a curated record. The transcript is spliced from 11 exons.
UUGUAUUUUGUUUUGCAGGUGGAAACCCUGACAGCAGCUAUUUUUACACAUUGACUUAUUCAUCCCAAGUGCUGAGCCAUAAUUAAUUCCAUCAUGUCCACCCAAUCAGCUCAGUCUUAUCCUCAGGAUGCCUACAAGGCUCUGCUCAAAGGCAUCCAGGAGUUGGACCUUCAGCACUCCAGUGUUCCUUGUAACCUGGUGCUGACAGGAGAUGCCUUUCCUUUAGUGAUAAACAGCCAUGGUCAUAUCCUCCUGGCUGCCUCUGUGUAUGGGGGAGGAAGAAUUGUGGUUCUGAGCCAUGAGACCUACCUGACCCUCUGUCCUGCUCUGGUAGAAAAUGCUCUGACCUGGCUGGGAGGAGAGAAGUCUACAAACCUGUCUUUGGGGGUGCAGAAAAAAAUGAAGGCUGUUGCUGAUAACCUCAGCAGUUCCAGCUACAAAGUCAGUCUCGUUGAGGAAUUUAGUAAAGAUCUUGGAGUCGAUGUGUACAUAACAGAUGCCUAUGAAGUGGGUACAAAAGCAGGAGACCUGGUAACCUUCAUGAAAGCAGGUGGAGGGAUUCUGAUCGGUGGGCAAGCUUUGUCGUGGGCUUCACAGAACCCCAAAGAAAACCUCAUCCUUCAGUUUCCGGGGAAUAAAGUAACAGCAGUUGCAGGAAUCUACUUUUCUGCUCAGUCUGGAGGAGCAGAAAAAAUGCCCAUUUACGCUGAGAUCCCAACCUCCUGGAAAGCUGUACAAAGUAGGAUGGAUUUCAAAGAAGACCUGGAGUUUUUGCUACAAGGAAUUUCCAAUUUUAGCAUCCGGCCAAGAAAUUUAUUUCCCUGUGCGGCUUUGGUCCAUGGUCCUCUCUCCUUUUCCAUCUGUGCCACUGAUGAUGGAGAGACGUUCCUGGCAGGAUCCUACUAUGGACGGGGACGGAUCAUUUUAGUGACGCAUCAAAUAUUUCUGGAGAGAGAGAAUAUGGCAUCAUUCUGGAAGAAUGCUUAUGAUUGGUUGGACCAAGGCAGAAAAGGAGUCGUUGGAUUUGAGCCGGGAGUUAAACCUUUACCCAAUUUAGGGUUGACAUGUAAAACUACACAGUUAAACCAGGACCUGAGCGUGUUUGUGUGCACAGCAUACACUGGAACUGAAGCCCAGAUGAUCCAAAACUUUGUGGUGGAAGGAGGAGGCCUGGUUAUUGGUGGAGAGGCCGCGGAUUGGGCAUCAAAGAACACCGGACAAAACCCAAUGCAAGACUUCUCAGGAAACAAGAUCUUGAACAAAAUGGGCCUGAGCUUGCUGAGAAAAACUGUGCAGAAAGGGGAAUACAAAGCUCCUGAUCCAAGCCAGGUCAAGGAAUUUCACAUCCGUGAUCUACUCCAUCGUUUUGCUGGUCAUGUUCUAGAAGGCAGAGAACUCAACAAGGAAGACGAAGAGCACCUUGAGAAGCUGGGAAAAGAUUUGGCCUCGUUCUUAAACAUGAAAGCUUAUGAUCGCUUCUCUUACAUAGAGAUUCUUUCCGUUUUGAUUGACAUCUUAAAAAAAGGGGAGAUAUCACAGGUGAGUCAUAAGAAACCUGUGAAAAGUCCCAAACAACACAUGAUCAUCAGCAUGGCAACAGACGUGUACGAAGCUUCCCUGAACCAGGAGGACCUUCUGCCUUACAUCAUCAAAGAUAACCCACCACUACCUGUGGUGAAGAAUCAACGGAUCAAGAUCACUGCCCAAACAGCACACAGUGGAUGGAUCAGUACAGGCCUCUACCUCUCUCCUGGCAUGAAGACAGAUGUCGUUUUACCACCGAAGUUGGUGAACACUAACUGGAGGAUCCAGAUAGGCUGCCACAGUGAUCACCUGAAGAAAAAGGUCUUAGUGAGAGCACCGUAUGUUAUCAAGAGGUUCCCUGUUACAUCAGAAAGGAUGAAGGUGUGGAACCUGUGGGGAGGACUCAUCUACCUGAUGGCUCCACGUAAUAUAAAGUUGGAGGAGGAGCAGGAAAUCGUGGUAGAGGAGGCUGUGGCUGCUCCUUAUUACAAGUCUGGGGUAACAACGGCUGCUGAUUGGUCCUCUGUGCGCCAAGCACCUGCACCGUGGGCAGAGAUCGAGUUCGACAACGUCAUCUUCACCGUACCGUCAGGGAGGAUUCGUCAGCUAGAGAUCCCUCUGGAAGCCGAAAAGCUCUGGAAUGACAUCAUGAAAGCUGUUGCCGAUCUGGCUGUCAUUCCACAAAAAUUCACCCCCAAAGAGCGCUUUGUGGUUGAUGUGCAGAUUUCUAUUGGUUUUUUGCAUUCAGGCUAUCCCAUCAUGAUGAUGCCUUCAGCUGGAGCUCAAUUGUUCAAGCCAGAUGGUGCCUGGACCAAAGGUCUGUGGGGAGAAAUUCAUGAACUGGGACACAACCAACAGAGAAGCCCCUGGGAGUUUCCAUCCCACACAUCAGAGGCCACAUGUAACUUGUGGUCUGUCUACGUACACGAGGAGGUGCUGGGACUCGGCAGAGCAGAGGUUUGUAGGUCCCUUAAACCACAAAAACGUAAGGACCGCAUAGAGAAGUACAUUGAAGAAGGCAGGAACCUCAGCAGCUGGUCGGUGUGGGUGGCACUGGAAACAUACCUUCAGCUUCAGGAAAAGUUUGGCUGGGCUGUCUUUAAGCAAGUGUUUGCUCAGUACCAUGACAUGACCAACGUUCCCAGAGACAAGGAAGGAAAGAUGAACCUCUACGCCGAGACUUUCUCCAAAGCGGCAGAUAUGAACCUGAGCGGAUUCUUCAAAGCCUGGGGAUGGCCCAUCAAACCAGCCACUGAGGAGAAACUGUCCAACCUGCCUGCCUGGACCGAUCACCCCCUGGCCCAGUAUGCCUAGGACUAGCCUGUAGAUCAGGCUCAGACCUUUAUGACCUGGAUUAGUUGUUGAUAGAAGUAGGUUCCCUUGCCUUCCCAUUAUGAUGGUAAAAAUAUAUACAAUUAACAAUACUUUGUAUUAUUUUAAAGAAUUAUAUUUCCGUGGGUUUUAUUUUAAAGAUAACAAUAAGAAAAGAGGCCUUUGACAGAAUGGAAAGAAGUAGGGAAAAUUUA